AGUGGAAACACACGCGGAGGCAAGAGACACAAGCCGAGACACGGGAAGACACAGGGGAGAGACACGCGGAGACAGGAGGAGACACGCGGAGACACGCAGAGACACGCCAAGGGACAGCCAUGCCCUCUCUCUCUGUCCCCAUGCACUCACUGACGAGCAAAACUUCCUCGCAGCACCAGCAUUGCUCGAACUCCACCACCUCCUCACAGCCCCUCGCCUCCUCGCUCCUUCGCGAAGAGAAGGGAGAGGAUGAAGGGUCCUUUGGACAUCAGGAGGAGGGAGAAGAUGUGAGACGUGAGGAGGAGGUGGAAGAAGAGGGGGAGACGUUGAGACAACAGGAGAAGGAGGUUCAAGAUCACCAGACGUUAGAACAUCAGGCGGAGAAGUUGAUGUCCCACGAACAUCAAGAAGAGGUGGUGGCGGAGGAGGAGGAGGAAGAGGAGGUGGAGACCUUAGACCUCCAGAAGAUCAAGGAGAUCUUCAGGCGCCGCGAAUAUCAAGACGGCGGCCGCGAGGAGGACGACGGCUCGACAGAAGGUCGACGGUCCGACGACGACGAUGAUGAUGAUGAUGAUCACGAUGAGGAGGAUGAAGAGGCGGGUGAAGAGGAGGAGGAUGAGGAGGAGGACAUCGUAAGGUGUGGCGCUCUGAGGCCCCGUAGGCACACGCUGCCCGCCAGUGAGUUCCGGGAGUUGUGCGAGGCAGACGCCACCAGCGUCUUCGAAAUCGAGAGAGAAGCCUUCGUAUCGGUGUCUGGCGAGUGCCCCCUGCGCGAACCGCAGCUGCGCUCCUUCCUGCGAGCGUGUCCCGAGCUCUCACUCGGCUGGUUCGAGCAGGGACGUCUCUCCGCCUUCAUCAUCGCGUCGCGCUGGGACAAGCGGCGACUGUCUCAGGAGUCCCUGGACACACACGUGCCAGGCGGCUUGUGCGCCCACAUCCACGUGCUGGCAGUGCACCGCGCCUGCCGCCAACAGGGCAAGGGCUCCGCCCUGCUGUGGCGUUUCCUGGCGCGCCUCGAGCACGGUGGCGGAAGUGGCGUUGGCGAGCCGCGACGACCCAACGCACUCUCCCCCCUGGCCACGCCCACCUCGCCCGUGACCACGCCCACUUGGCCCAGGGGCACUCCGGCGUUUCCUACGCGGGUCAGGGACAUCUCGACCACCGCCGCCACAACUGCAGUGGCUGCGGCUGUGGUUCCUCCUACCCCUGCCGUGUACCCCAGGCGGGCGCUGCUCAUGUGCGAGCGCGAGCUGGUGGGCUUCUACGCACGCGCGGGCUUCCGGGCACUGGGUGCCUGCGCUGUGCACGUUCCCGGGCUCGCCUUCGUCGAGAUGGAGUGGCGGGCGAGCCGUCGCGCGCUCGGAGCGCGGAGGAAUAGCGGUUGGUGAUUUGGGCUGGCUGGCUGAUUGGGUGUCUGGCUGGCUCCCUCGAAGAGGACGCUGCUGAUUGGCUGCCACCAACGGAACUCACCUACCAGCCAUCCGCCACUACCAGCCACCCACCCACCACCGCAGCCCACCAUCACCAUUACCACCACAAUCACCACCGACUCACCACCACCUUCCAUGACCACCACCGCAACCCAACAUAACCACCACCACCCACCACCGAAACCCACCAUCACCAUUACCACCACAAUCACCACCACCACCACCCACCACCACUUACCAUGACCGCAACCCACCAUAACCACCAUCACCACCACCAACCACAACCACCAUCCAGCAGCACCACCACCCUUUGAAGACCCCAAAGCCAGACUAACUGGCAAAAUGGGUCCCAAAAAAAUAUAAAAAAUAUAUAAAAAUACCUUUUGAGGCUAGACUAUCGGUCAUAUACCGACUAUAAUCACCCAGGAAUGUCUGUGCUUAACGCUCAUGACGUCACUCCACAUCGACCAGCCCCCCUCAUUAAUAUUCAUGAGCAGGUGACGUUCUCCAAAUGGACACCCCCCGAUCCCUCAUUAAUAAUCAUGAGCGGGUGACGUCACUCAAUAUGGAGUACUCCCCCCCCCCUCACUAAUAAUCAUGUGCAAGUGACGUCACUCCACAUCAAACAGCCCCCCUCUUUAAUAAUCAUUGUAAGGUGACGUCCUCCAAAUGGACACCCCCCCCCCCCACAUUAAUAAUAAUAAGCGGCUGACGUCACUCCACAUACAACCUUCACUACAAAGGCAGAACCCUCACGUCACCGAUCUCCAGAACUCUGUUGAGACAUCAAAGUAAAGCGGACGUGAUGAAUAAGGGAUUAUAACCUUAAAAUGAAAUAGGUCUGUGUCACCGCGCCCUUACAAAUUGCACACGCAUUAAUGCAAUGAACAUCAUGUCGCUGUCUGCUUUUUGCUUGCAAGUUUCAGAUGUACUGCAAUACACCCGUCCUUGGAUGGGCAAAAGGCUAGAUCUUUAUAGAGAGAGAGAGACAGGAGAAAAGUCAUAGGUCGCUAUGUGAAUCUAUGGGUCUCUCUCUGUGAGUAUAUGGGUAUCUGUGUGAGUCGAUAAUUCUCUGUGUGAGUCUGUGGGGCUCUGCAAUGUUUGUAUGGGCCUCUGUGUGGUUGUCUGCAAUUCUGUAUGCGAGUCUGGGAUUCUCUAUGCGAGUCUACGGGCCUCUGUGUGAGUCUGCGAUUAUUUAUGCAAGUCUAUGGGCCUCUGUGUGAGUCUGCGAUUCUCUAUGCGAGUCUACGGGUCUCUCUGUUUAUAAUCUGCGAUUCUGUAUGUGAGUCUGUUAUAUAUUGUACAUAAUAUAACUGCUUCCCAACGCAUCUAACGUACAUGACAUACACCAACAUGGUUAUUCUGCUACAUGUAAAACAUUCACGAUACACUUACACGAUGGUACUGCAGAACAUUUCAUAUGCAUUAUAUCUGUCUCUUAACUGCUGGUGCGGAAGAGUCCGUAGGAGGAUGUGAAGAGGCGAUGUUCAAUUGUAAAUCUAUGCGCGUAUGUGUCCAUGAAAGAUGCGGUUCGGAGAUGUUUCUCCAUGUCGGAACCGUUAAUAUUGGUUUUCUGAAUCUGUAAAUACUCUCCCUUUGUUGCGCAGAGGUGAAUUAAACGGCGUGUCUUUACCAUA
Messenger RNA from Lethenteron reissneri (Far Eastern brook lamprey), 3067 nucleotides. It is a transcript of the gene AANAT, whose product is annotated as aralkylamine N-acetyltransferase. Lineage: Eukaryota; Metazoa; Chordata; Hyperoartia; Petromyzontiformes; Petromyzontidae. The record is from RefSeq and is a predicted model, not a curated record. Gene Ontology annotation, molecular function: aralkylamine N-acetyltransferase activity. Gene Ontology annotation, biological process: response to light stimulus; circadian rhythm. Gene Ontology annotation, cellular component: cytoplasm.